AUGCCGCCACCGGAAUUGGUCCGGGGCAAAACUGAUGAUGUCUUCUCCGAUUUUGCACUCCUUUAUACUGUCCAUUCUAACUGCACUUCCGUAAUUUCGAUGGAGAAUAGUCGCAGAAAUAUCUUGAAUCACAUAGUGUCAUUGAUCUUUUCUCUCGCUCAAAACUUGCGCAGUUCAAUCGGAUCAAAGAGUUCUGGAGCCCCCGUUUCAGCCCCGGCCGCCGUGGAGACCGCGUUUUCCGACGAAGAUAAAGAGAGAGUUCUGGAAGAGAAUUUGCUAUUGAAUCCAAACGAUGUUGGAGCGUUAAGGAGUUUGAUGGAGAUGAAGAUCCAGAGCCGGAAAAUUGCAAAAGCUAUUGGCAUUAUCGAUCGAUUGAUGGAGAUUGACCCGAGCGAUACGGAGUGGCCGUUGCUGAAGUCCCAUUUGUAUGCUUACAGUGGAGAGGUGGAAACGGCGAAAAAUGGAUUCAAUGAGAUUCUGGCAAAGGACCCUUUUAGGGCUGAGGCUUAUCACGGACUGGUAAUGGCUGCAUCCAAGUCCAAAUCGACCCAGGAUUUGAUGGAAAUCGAGAAAAGAAUCGAGGAGGGGAUGAAGUUGUGUAAGAAGCAAGGCAAGAAGGCAGAAUUUAGGGAUUUCAAGCUUUUGGAGGCGCAAAUUCGGGUGAUUGAAGGAAAGCAUGAUGAGGCUUUGAAGGUUUAUCAGGAAUUGGUGAAGGAGGAGCCCAGGGACUUUAGACCAUACAUAUGCCAAGGGAUCAUAUACACAUUAUUGAGGAAAAACAAUGAAGCUGAGAAGAACUUCGAGAAGUUCCGGAGAUUGGUGCCCAAGGGCCAUCCUUAUGCAACAUACUUUGAUGAAACUAUGAUUGCAACAAAGGUUUUUGCACAGAAAAUGGAGAACGAAAUAGCAAUGUCCAAGAAAUGAAAAGCUUCGGUUUAAUUCAGAGCCCCCAAUUGGCCUGUUUGAGCUGUUCCUAUUGUGGGAUGCGGUAUGCUGCAGUUUCUCUGUUGAGUUAUUGACAAGCAUAUACUUUACAUAUAUUGUUUUGCAUAU
Molecule: messenger RNA, 1053 nt
Organism: Ipomoea nil (Japanese morning glory)
Lineage: Eukaryota; Viridiplantae; Streptophyta; Magnoliopsida; Solanales; Convolvulaceae
Product: protein SLOW GREEN 1, chloroplastic-like
Exons: 2
Coding region: 1-924 (307 amino acids)
Molecular function (GO): protein binding
Source: RefSeq, a predicted model, not a curated record